UAGUUGCCUAUAAGUGUUUUAAUGGUGCACAAGGUUAAACUUCGCAGGCAUGUUAUCAAUAGCCUUUAAUUUUGUGAAUCAAAUUAAUCUUUCUGUCUUUUUUCCCCUAAACUGAACUCUGUGUUGAAAGUGAAACCACAGUCAGAGGCCACUCCUGUGCCAAUUCAUUCCACACUGACUAAAUGAAAAAACAGCAAUGGGGAGAGGUCUCGCCGCUCAGCCAGCCGUAACCAGCCCAGAAACCAGGCCAAGGCUGGGGAUGUUUUGUGUGAUUUUUGCACCACCAGGAAGCAGAAGGCUGAGAAAUCCUGCUACGUGUGCCUGGCAUCGUACUGCGAGACACACCUGCAGUCUCAUUACGAGUACCCUGCCCUGAUGAAGCACAAGCUGGUCAAAGCCACAGGUCAGAUGAGGGAGAAGGUCUGCGCACAGCAUGAUAAGCUGCUGGAGGCUUUUUGUCGCACUGAUGAAACAUCAGUGUGUGUUUUGUGCAUGAUGGACGAACACAAGCACCACGACAUCGUACCAGCUGGAACCGAGAGGACUGAGAAACAAAAACAACUUGGAGCCACGCUGCACAACUCUCAACAGAGGAUUGACCAGAGAAUUAAAAAGUGGCAGGACCUCCGACAAGCUGUUGAAGCAGUCAAACACUCUGCUCAAACAGUCCUGGAAGAAAAUGAACGCAUCUUCACGGAGCUUCUGCUUUCCAUCGAGAGGAAGUACAAUGAAGUCAAAGAGAUGAUCCGCUCCCAUGAAAGGACCACGGUGACACGUGGUGAGAUACUGCUGGACCGCUUGGAAGAGGAGAUCACUCUGCUGAGGAAGAGACACAAUGACCUGGAUAAGCUCUCACACACUGAUGACCACAUACACUUCCUGCAGAGUUGGCAGUCCCUGUCAGGUCCCUCAGGAUACGAAGACCUCAACAACAUCAGUGUUGUUCCCAAUUACUCCUUUGAUGCGACCAAGAGGGCCAUCGCUAAACUGAAACUACAAGUGGAAGAAGUCAGCAAGGAUGAAAUGAGCAAAAUCUCAGGAGCAGUUAAGGAAGUCUAUGUCACCCAAGAGGGCGAGACAAAGACAAGGGGGGAAUCAAUUCUCAGGGAGGAGUUGAAGCCAAGAGAUGACCCAAGGACAAGGGAAGAUUUCCUACAAUAUGCUUGUCAGUUGGCUCUGGAAGUCAACAGCGUUCACCCCAACCUCUACCUCUCUGAGGGAAACCGAACAGCUACAAUGAAGAACGAACGCAAGAACUACCCAGACCACCCAGAACGAUUCGACCACUGGCAGCAGGUCUUGAGCAGGGAGAGUGUGAGUGGGUCUCGUUGUUACUGGGAAGUGGACUGGAGAGGAACAGAGAUCGACGUGGCCGUCACCUACAGGGGAAUCCGUCGCAAAGGAAAUGGCAACGAAUGCAGCCUGGGCUGGAAUGACAAGUCCUGGAGCCUGUACUGCUCCGACUCCAAAUACUCCUUCGUGCACAAUAAUAAGAGCACAGAUAUCAUGGCUCCAGUGUCACCCCGCAUCGGUGUCUACCUUGAUCAUGCUGCAGGAAUACUUGAGUUUUACAGUGUUUCGAGUGGCAUGCAGCUUCUGCAAAGAGUCCAGACUAUAUUUACUGAACCCCUCUACCCUGCCUUCAGUGUUUGGGGCUUUGGCACCACCAUAAGGCUGUAGUGGAUUUGCCUUUGUCCUGAGAAGUGCCAUCAAAUUACAAAAUAAUCUCACUGAUUCUGUGAAAUUUGAAACAAGUAAUAUUACUUGGUCCUGUCUGUUUUACCGUCCCUUUUAGUAUUUUUCACAACUCAGCUUUUAAAUAUUGUAUACAUCCUUCAUAGAAAUCAAACAUAUAUUUUUUGUUAUUUGUAUUACUGCUUUUUGUUUUGAAGCAACUUAAUUUGAAGAGAUCUUCACAAAAUGUGUCUGUACCAAGUAGGACAGUUGAUGUGUGUAAUGUUUUUUGAUAUAGUGUCAUGAUGUAUUGUUUGUUUCCUCUGUUAUGCUAAAAUACUUUUGAUUUUUA
Notolabrus celidotus (New Zealand spotty) is the source of this 2026-nucleotide messenger RNA. Its product is annotated as tripartite motif-containing protein 16-like. The coding region runs from base 376 to 1680 and encodes 434 amino acids. The transcript is spliced from 8 exons. The record is from RefSeq and is a predicted model, not a curated record. NCBI's taxonomy places the organism in Eukaryota, Metazoa, Chordata, Actinopteri, Labriformes, Labridae. Gene Ontology annotation, molecular function: protein binding; zinc ion binding.